CAUCUUUUAUAUGAUUUUUUUACGGUCAUUCAUCAAUAAAAAAACAAUUUUACAAUAUGAUUUGCAGUACAUCUGCAUACAUAUAUCUUCUAUUUUGCAUCUUUAACAUUGCAACAUCAGUGACAAGUAUUAAUACGGAAAUUGAUGAUAAAGAUGCAGACAUUGAUCCAACAAAAAUGCUUCUGUCUUUUUAUGCGUGCAAUGAUACAAAUUUGACAUCAACCGACUGUCUCAUACAAGAUUUAAAUUGUAUAGAGCAAGCAUAUAACUUGACAAAUGAAGAUAAACGUGAAACUACUGUUUUUAUUCACGGAUAUCACUCUAUUAAUGAACCUAUGCUGAACGUUAUAUCAGCAUUUUGCUCGCAAAAUACCUCUACUUUUGCAUUGCUUGAUUGGACUCAAUUUCAACCUGAAGGCGACUUUAAUAUCUCGACUGCUUUUUUGACACCUAAAAUCGGAAAAAUCGCCGCAAAUACUUUCAAUACGUUAAAGAGUAAGGGAUACGAUGUAGAAACAUGGCACCUCAUUGGAUUUUCCAUGGGUGCUCACAUUGCGGGUUGUAUCGCAAAAUAUACUAAUUUUUCUUGGUUACAUAUAACAGGUUUAGAUCCCGCGGGUGUCAUCUUUUAUACUGACAUGUACAAUGAUUGUCAAAUAAAUCCCGAUGUCGCAAAUUUGACCGAUAUUUUUUACACGGAUGGCAAUGGGUACGGCACUAUUAAGGAAGUAGGUACUCUAAAUAUUUAUGCCAACGCUGGAGUGGCACCGCAGCCUGGCUGUUGUUCGUCAUCAGAUAUACCAUGGUGUGGUCACUUUAAAGCAAUGGAAUGGUAUUCCGAUGCUGUAAGAAAUGAAACGAGAUACCCGAUCACCAAAUGCCCGAAUUGUUUUAUGAAUCUGCGUUUCAACGAGUAUUGCCAGAACACUGAUAGCAUUUAUCUAGGACCGCAUAUAGAUAAGAAAGCAACCGGCACUUAUUGUCUAGCAGUCAAUUAGAGAACGUUUCUCUUUGAGAUGAAAACAAUAUAGUUUCAUAAAUAAUUAACAGAUAGCUAACUGAGAAGUUCAUAUAUAUAUACAUUAUACAAAAAAGAAUGAACUUUUGCUUUACAUUUGUAAAAUGCUUUUUGUAAUUCCAAAAUGGAUAUUUUUUAUUUUUUUCAGCAUUAUUAAAUUUUAAUAUUAUUUGAUAUGAUUACUGAAAUAUUAUUAAUAUCAUUAUUGAAUAUUGGAAUUAAGGUAAUUGUAAGGAUAUUUACUAACAAUAAAACAUAUCGUCACAU
Molecule: messenger RNA, 1285 nt
Organism: Cataglyphis hispanica
Lineage: Eukaryota; Metazoa; Arthropoda; Insecta; Hymenoptera; Formicidae
Product: lipase member H-B-like
Exons: 8
Coding region: 57-998 (313 amino acids)
Molecular function (GO): lipase activity
Source: RefSeq, a predicted model, not a curated record